AGGGGUAACAUAAACACAGAAUCAAGUUAUCUCAAAUUUUAUCGACCUUUUGUUUCUAACACAAAUGUUUUUCGUGCAAUUUCGCAGCACUAUAAUCUUCAGGCCCUAACUUAUACUGGAAAAUCUAUCCUAUGCCCUGUCAAUUUCCCGGUGUUACCAUUGUUUAAGCAUCGUGCCAAUGUUGUUGAUUUUGGCUUCUAG
Molecule: messenger RNA, 201 nt
Organism: Dentiscutata erythropus
Lineage: Eukaryota; Fungi; Glomeromycota; Glomeromycetes; Diversisporales; Gigasporaceae
Source: the annotation of a GenBank genome assembly